GUAGUUAGCUUGAGGUAAUAAAGCAUUUCGGUUCCUUAGUAAAAAAAAAAUACUGGCUUUUUUUCGAUAAGGAUUUAUCGCAUUAUGAACUGGCGAAAUGUAUUCAAAGAUAAGAUACAAUCGAAAGAUUAACUUCUCUUCCUUUUCAUCUUUUACUGUACAAUUGUCCCGAUAAUCAAGUUAAAAACAUUUUAUUCAAUUGAAUAAAAAUAUAAAACUAUGGCAUCAUUCACUGGUGAUUGUAAACUAGAUGAAAAAAUUUCACAAUGGGUAAAAUGGAACAAGAAUGAAAUGUUUCAAAAGGAACUUGAUAAAAUUAUAGAAGCCAAAGAUGUGGUAACAUUAAAGAAAUUAUUCCUGAAAAGGCUUGAAUUUGGGACUGCUGGAUUGAGAGGUCGCAUGGGGCCUGGUUAUUCUCAAAUGAAUGACCUUGUUGUAAUUCAGACAGCACAAGGGUUGUUAAAAUAUUUGAUCAAAAACCAAUCUGACUUUACUGAAAAAGGGAUUGUUAUAGGCUACGAUGGCCGAUAUAACAGUAAAAGAUUUGCAAACCUAACCGCAACAGUAUUUUUAAAUUAUGGGGCACCAGUAUAUUUAUUUUCUAAAGUCUGCCCAACUCCAUUUGUACCAUUUUCAAUCACAAAGUUUCAUACUGCUGCUGGUGUAAUGGUGACAGCAUCUCACAAUCCAAAAGAUGACAAUGGUUACAAAGUGUAUUGGAGCAAUGGUGCCCAAAUAAUAACGCCUCAUGAUAAAGGCAUAGCAAGCAGUAUCGAAGAAAACCUGGAGCCUGACAAUGCCUCUUGGGAUACCAGCGUUAUGGAUAACUGUGAUAAACUAAUUGACCCUUUAAAUGAUAUUAUGAAGGAUUAUUAUGACAAAAUGAAAUCUAAUCUAAUAAAUAGCAGUUUGAACAAUGUGGCACCUUUCCGUAUAACUUAUACUGCUAUGCAUGGUGUUGGUUACCCAUACAUUGUUGAAGCAUUUAAACAAGCCAACUUUAAGGACGUGAUACCAGUGAAGGAACAAGUUGAACCAGACCCUGAAUUCUCAACAGUCGAAUUUCCAAAUCCUGAAGAAGGAAAGAGUUCACUUAAGUUGGCUAUGUCAACAGCUGAUGCCAAUGAUAGUAAAUUGAUUCUAGCGAAUGAUCCCGAUGCGGAUCGGCUUGCAGUGGCGGAAAAAUUAAGCGAUGGCACUUGGAAAGUUUUUACUGGAAAUGAAAUCGGUGCAAUGUUGGGCUGGUGGUUAAUGUACACUUAUAAAAUUGGAAGACCUCAUUUUAAUUACAGAAAUGUAUAUACACUUUCAAGUACGGUGUCAAGCAAAAUUGUAAAAACUAUUGCCUUGGCGGAAGGCUUCAGUUUUGAGGAGACACUCACAGGUUUUAAAUGGAUGGGUAACAGGAGUUACGACUUGAUGAAAAAGGGAAAACUGGUUUUAUUUGCUUUUGAAGAGGCAAUUGGAUUUAUGUGUGGGAGUUCAGUUUUAGAUAAAGAUGGCAUCUCAGCAGCAGUUCAUGUCGCUGAAUUGGCCGCUUACUUGUAUACCAAAAAUAGUACACUUAAUGCACAGUUAGAAGAAAUUUAUUCAAGAUAUGGGUACCACAUUUCUGAUGAUUCAUACUUUCACUGUUAUGAACCAGAUGUAUUGAAAUCUAUAUUUGACUCAUUAAGAAAUUACAAAGGAGAAAAAUCCAGGUAUCCUGAAAGUUUAUUAGAUGGAAAAUAUAAAAUAGUUUCUAUCAGAGAUCUCACGACUGGUUAUGAUUCAUCUCAACCAGAUAAAAGGGCUAAACUCCCAGUAUCCUCAAGUACGCAGAUGAUUACAUUCAAUUUUGACAAUGGCCUAGUUUUAACAUUAAGAACUAGUGGAACUGAGCCCAAAUUGAAAUAUUACGCUGAACUUUGUGCUUCCUCGACUAUACAGGAUAAAGAUGCUUUGAAAAGCACACUUAAAGAAAUGGUCAACUGUGUAAUUAAAGAAUUCUUGCAACCAGACAAAAAUAAUUUGAAGUAUAAAACUACUUAAAAUGUCUGACCUUAG
This is a messenger RNA of Cimex lectularius (bed bug), 2046 nucleotides long. RefSeq names its product phosphoglucomutase-2 (gene Pgm2a). The record is from RefSeq and is a predicted model, not a curated record. NCBI's taxonomy places the organism in Eukaryota, Metazoa, Arthropoda, Insecta, Hemiptera, Cimicidae. The transcript is spliced from 11 exons. Gene Ontology annotation, molecular function: phosphopentomutase activity; magnesium ion binding. Gene Ontology annotation, biological process: purine ribonucleoside salvage; carbohydrate metabolic process. Bases 220 to 2031 code for a protein of 603 amino acids.